Molecule: messenger RNA, 3719 nt
Organism: Felis catus (domestic cat)
Lineage: Eukaryota; Metazoa; Chordata; Mammalia; Carnivora; Felidae
Product: solute carrier family 41 member 3
Exons: 11
Coding region: 182-1534 (450 amino acids)
Biological process (GO): monoatomic cation transport
Cellular component (GO): plasma membrane
Molecular function (GO): monoatomic cation transmembrane transporter activity
Source: RefSeq, a predicted model, not a curated record
GCUCUGCCCAAGGCCCCGCCUAGGCCCGCCUUCGCCAUGUUCUGCGGUGGCUGGGUAUGGUGGCCUGAAGAUCCGGCGUUCCCUGUUUCCUCCCUCAUUGAGCCCUCCCCUUGGCCCGCGCGCCUUCUGCUCGCCCGGGAGGGGAUCGGGUUAAGGCUGCCAGGGGCUCAGCUCUGCUCACAUGGAUGGGACAGAGACCCGACAGCGGAAGCCAGAGGAGCUGGCUCUGCCACACGCCUUCAGCCCUGGAAGACUCUCUGGAGCCUCAGAAGAUGGACCUCCGACUGUGUCUGAGAGGCACAGGGUGGUCUCUAAACCACUGGGGUCUGAGUUCAGCAGGGAGACUGCCUUGUCCAUUGGCCUUCAGGUGAUGGUGCCCUUCAUGUUUGCAGGACUGGGACUGUCUGGGGCUGGUAUGCUUUUGAACUAUUUCCAGCAUUGGCCUGUGUUUGUGGAGGUUAAAGACCUAUUGACGUUGGUGCCACCCCUGGUGGGCCUGAAGGGGAACCUGGAAAUGACGCUGGCGUCACGACUCUCCACUGCUGCCAACACUGGACAAAUUGAUGACACCCAAGAACAGCACAGAGUUAUCAGCAGUAACCUCGCCCUCAUUCAGGUGCAGGCCACUGUUGUGGGGUUCCUGGCUGCUGUGGCUGCCCUGCUGCUGGGUGCUAUGUCUAGGGAGGAGUUGGACUUUGUGAAGGUGGAGUUGCUGUGUGCCAGCAGUGUCAUCACCGCCUUUCUCGCUGCAUUUGCCUUAGGAAUGCUGAUGGUCUGCAUAGUAAUUGGUGCUCGGAAGCUUGGGGUCAAUCCAGACAACAUUGCCACGCCCAUUGCUGCCAGCCUGGGAGACCUCAUCACGUUGUCCAUCCUGGCCUGUGUUAGCAGCUUCUUCUAUAAACACAAAGAUAAUCGUUACCUGACGCUGCUGGUCUGUAUCAGCUUCAUGGCCCUGAUCCCCUUGUGGGUCCUCAUUGUCAAGCAGAACCCGCCCAUCAUGAGGAUCCUGAAGUUCGGGUGGUUCCCAAUCAUUCUAGCGAUGGUCAUCAGCAGUUUUGGAGGGCUCAUCUUGAACAAAACCAUUUCUAAACAGCAAUUCCAAGGCAUGGCCAUAUUUACUCCCAUCAUAUGUGGUGUUGGUGGCAAUCUGGUGGCAAUUCAGACCAGCCGGAUCUCCACCUACCUGCACAUGUGGAGCACACCUGGUGUCCUACCCCUCUGGAUGAAACAAUACUGGCCUAAUCCAUGCUCCACUUUCUGCACCUCAGAAAUUAAUUCCGUAUCAGCUCGAGUCCUGCUCUCCCUGGUGGUUCCGGGCCAUCUGAUUUUCUUCUAUAUAAUUUACUUGGUGGAAGGCCAUUUGGUCCCACAAAGUAAGAUGUUUGUGGUGUUCUAUCUGCUAGCAAGUCUGAUGCAGGACAAGCACCUGUUCUGCACAUCUCUCAGGCUGUGUAGCCCUGAAUGUGUCAACUGUCCUAACAAAGAUGAGUUCACAGGCCAACUUGAGCAAGCACUAGCUGUGAAGAUGAUGUGAUAUUAAACUGGUCUGAAAAGCAGCAUGGGAACAGCAAACCGAUCUGAAUUGUUCAGGUUAAAAUAUUCCAGUUGAGAGUAACAUUGAGAUACAGGAGAGGAAAAAAUGUGUAAUGACCAUCUAAUGCACCUGCAUGAGUCAAUCAUGUCUGGUGAGUGGACAGGACCAUCAGUGAAGAAUUCAGAUGAAGACUAAGGACAUGAACAACAAUAAAGAAGUCAGGCUCAACUCAAAGUUCAGAGGAACUGAAAUGCCUCAAUUUGUAUUCCUGCAAAAUAACUGACAGUGAUUUGUCAACCGUCAUGCUCGGUGUGCCAUGUUGUCUCUAGCAUACUUCCUUAUGAGGAAGUAGUGAAGGGCCCAAAACUUCAGUAUUUUUCAGAAAUAAUUUCAAACUCUGUAGGUACAACUUGUAAAUAGCACAGCCCUGAUUCUAUUAUGUCUUGUCCUUGUCUUGAACUUUUUCCACUUUUCCUUGCUUUUGGUGAUUCUUUCUCUUUGUUUUUAUUCCACACAGCUAGUUCAGACCGCUGCCACCACCUACCCCCUCAGCAGAGCUCCCCCUGUGGUGUCUACCACCCCCACCACUGACAGCUCCCGUGCUCCUUAGUCCAGGGACUGAGUUUCUGGCUCAGAGCUUUCCUUUUUCCAGGCUCCCAGAGGCUUUAAGUGUUGCAAUGACCAGUGUUUUGUUAUGUGUAUUUUCCACAAUUUAAAAAAUAAGGGACUUGGUGGCACAUGGAUAUAUAUAUGUCUGUGUGCAUAUAUAUUUUUAAUAUUAUGUACAUAUAAUAUUAAGGUGAGUAAUAAAGCACUGGUAUAUGUUAAAACAUGGGUGAGCCUUAGAUACAUGAUGCUAAGCAUAAGAAAGAAGGCAGACAUACAUGGUUACAUAUUUUAUUAUUCCAUUUACUUAAAAUAUUCAGAAUAGGCAAAUCCAUAGAGGGAAAAAAAGCAUAUUGGUGAUUGCCAGGGGUUGGGAGGGGGGUGGAAAAGGAAGUGAUCAUUUAAUCAGGGCUGGGUUUCUCUUCCCCACUCCAACUUUACUGAAAUAUGGUUGACAUACAACAUUGUAUAGUGUAAGAUGUACGAUGUGAUGAUUUGAUAUGUGUACAUAUUGUGAAAUGGUUAUCACUGUAAGAUUAGUCAAGGCAUCCUUUUUUCACAUAAUUAUCAUUUUGUUGUUGUUGUCAUUAUGGUGAGAACAUUAAAGCUCUACUUUUACAGUUAACUUUCUUGUAUACAACAGAGUAUUGUUAAAUAUGACCACCAUGCUACACACUAGAUGCCCUGAACCUGGGUUUCUUUUUGAGGUGGUGAUAAUGUUCUGGAAUUAGACAAUUAUGAUGGUUUGCAUAACUUCCUGAAUAGACUGUAAAUAACUGAAUUGUACACUUUUAAAAGAGUAGAUUUUGUGGUAUGUGAAUUAUAUCUCAGUUUUUUUUAAGCUGUAUGGAUAAAUAAAUAACUCAUUUGGGAAAAAAGUUAACUUAUAAAACAUAUAUAUUCUGGGCGCUUUAUUUGGUCCCUGUCUACUAACCUCCCUAGACAUCAGUAAAGACCACCCAAAUGAGAACACACACUGUUCAUUCAGAGCUUGCUCUAAAUAGCAAGGGACUCAGCCAUGACCAUGUGCUCUUUUGGAAGAGACUCAAAGGCAUAGGGAGAAGUAGAAAGCUUUCUGGGGUGAAAAGGAAUGUGCAGCCUGAUCAGAGGUUGUGACUGGGGAAGCAGGAAGCAGGUUGGCUGGAAGAAGGCAUUUUAUGUGAUUAGUUAGCUUUCCUAACUUAGAAUCAGGAUUAAAAAUGAGAGGAACUCCAAGGCUGGUUGCUUCAGGUUGUGGGUUAGGGCUUCUCAGGUUGGAGCAAGCAAUUCACAUUCUGAAAGAUACAGAAAAUUCCAUGUACUGAAACCCCCUCUUGCACUGUCUUCAAUAAAUUGUACACUGUCAGUGGAUAGAGAAAUUUUAUGCAGUCAACCACAAUUAACUACAAAAAUGGUAACAAUGACAAGAGUGAUGAGUAACAACAGUGAUACUUAUUAUGAUUACUCUAAACCUCAGGAUCUAUCACUUUGCCAGUCCUCACCUUAAAGUAAAUAGCAAAUAUGAUCAUAGGGAAGAAGAUGGCGGCGUAGGAGGAUGGUGGUCUCACCACGCGUCCUGCUGAUCACUUAGAUUCCACCU